Messenger RNA from Misgurnus anguillicaudatus (oriental weatherfish), 875 nucleotides. The record is from RefSeq and is a predicted model, not a curated record. NCBI's taxonomy places the organism in Eukaryota, Metazoa, Chordata, Actinopteri, Cypriniformes, Cobitidae.
AAAAAGUAAGCGGCGUUUUUAGUGUGUGUUUCCGGAGCAGAGGAUAAAUAUGGCGGAACGAGGAUACAGUUUCUCUCUGACAACAUUUAGCCCUUCUGGCAAACUGGUACAGAUUGAAUAUGCCCUAGCCGCUGUUGCAGCCGGUGCUCCGUCCGUAGGAAUCAAAGCAUCAAAUGGAGUCGUGCUGGCAACCGAGAAGAAACAGAAGUCUAUACUGUAUGAUGAACAGAGCGUACACAAAAUUGAACCUAUAACCAAACACAUAGGCAUGGUGUACAGUGGAAUGGGUCCUGACUACAGGGUGAUGGUCAGACGAGCAAGAAAAUUGGCCCAGCAGUAUUACCUGGUAUAUCAGGAGCCGAUCCCCACAGGUCAACUGGUACAGAGAGUGGCUUCAGUUAUGCAGGAAUACACACAGUCAGGUGGUGUCCGCCCGUUUGGAGUCUCUCUUCUAAUUGCUGGUUGGGAUGAGGAUCGACCAUACUUAUUUCAGUCAGACCCAUCGGGAGCAUAUUUUGCCUGGAAAGCCACAGCAAUGGGAAAGAACUAUGUCAAUGGAAAAACAUUCCUUGAAAAAAGAUAUAAUGAAGAUCUUGAACUUGAGGAUGCUAUACACACUGCCAUCUUAACUUUGAAAGAAAGUUUUGAAGGUCAGAUGACAGAAGACAAUAUAGAGGUGGGAAUUUGUAAUGAAGCAGGAUUUCGCAGACUCUCACCUGCUGAGGUGAAGGAUUACCUGGCAGCAAUUGCUUAAAUACAUGGCACUACAACUGCUCACAGUCAUUUCGGUUUGGUUGUUUGUUUAAAUUACACAUUUUUAUUAUUUGUACAUCUGUAUAAUUGACUUCUUUAUAAAGGGUGUAUAAUAUCAACAA